AUGGAGAGUAGCCACGCAGUCGACUACGAAAUUUAUUCGUAUAAUAUGAGUGGCAAUUAUUCAGGUUUUGAGCUCAUGCCGUCGUUUGACGAUUAUGCGCUAGCGAAAGUGAUCGUCUGCUGUUUCAUGAUUUUCUUCUCGACGGUUGGUAAUGUUGCUACGUUUAUCACUUUAUAUCGUAUACGUCGACGGAAGUCUACAGUAAAUAUGCUGAUACUGCACCUGGCCAUUGCAGACUUAACCGUCACGUACACCCUAAUGCUGUCCAACGCCAUAUGGUAUGGCACGGUCAGAUGGCUUGGUGGGAACUUUAUGUGUAAAAUCGUCAAGUUUCUAGUGAUGUUCGGGCUAUACAUGUCAACUUUUAUCAUGGUCGCCAUCAGUGUCGACCGGUACAUAGCCAUUAUUCACCCGUUGAGUCGUAAUCAGGGUCCACAGCGAGUGAAAAUAAUGAUCAUGGUAGCAUAUGCCUUCAGUGCGCUGUUUAGUCUACCACAGGUUCUAAUUUUUAGAGUGGUGAAAGGCGCGCCUGAUUUUGAUCAGUGUUUGGCUGAUGGACUGUACAAAGAAGUCUGGCAGGAGCAACUUUACACGAUGCUUGUUUUCCUUGUUAUGUAUGCGUUCCCACUCGUAAUCAUGAUCAGUGCAUACCUCGCAAUAUUCAUACUUAUUAACAAGAAAUCGAAUGAAAAAGAUGAUAUAGACAAGCUUUCUCAAAUUCGUCAUACCAGAUCCCUACUAUUCCUGAAAGCCAAAGUACGGACACUGCGCAUGACAAUGUUAAUCGUGAUGACAUUCAUCAUCAACUGGACGCCCUACUACGCCAUGAUCAUAUGGUACAUGUUCUUUGACUGGGACGUUAUACCACAUGAGAUGUUCGAGAUAGCCUGGCUGUUCGGCAUGUCUAACUCAGCGUUCAAUCCCGUUGUCUAUGGUAUAUCAAACCUUCGUUUCUGUGGGAAAAGAAAAACGUACAGCAUACGCUCCUAUAACUUUGAAAAAAAAUGUUCGUCUUCACCCGCCUACACUAGCUCGAGCAACAAAUGUACGAAAACGCCGUCAUCUGUAUUGGCAACAACUCGCCGAAUGUCGUACAUGCAUGCACAGAAGGUGAAUUAUUUUUCCCGGGACAGAAACUAA
Molecule: messenger RNA, 1140 nt
Organism: Saccoglossus kowalevskii
Lineage: Eukaryota; Metazoa; Hemichordata; Enteropneusta; Harrimaniidae
Product: gonadotropin-releasing hormone receptor-like
Biological process (GO): G protein-coupled receptor signaling pathway; cellular response to hormone stimulus
Cellular component (GO): plasma membrane
Molecular function (GO): G protein-coupled receptor activity; peptide binding
Source: RefSeq, a predicted model, not a curated record